Hypoxylon trugodes is the source of this 2287-nucleotide messenger RNA. RefSeq lists its product as uncharacterized. Lineage: Eukaryota; Fungi; Ascomycota; Sordariomycetes; Xylariales; Hypoxylaceae. The transcript has 2 exons. The record is from RefSeq and is a predicted model, not a curated record. Bases 283 to 1914 code for a protein of 543 amino acids.
AGCCAAGGAGAACAUGGGACGAGACAGGGUCGAUUUAGUAGAUGCAGAAGGAUUCCCAUAUGUAGCAAAGGGUUCCCCCCAAGUAUGUACGAAAGACUUUCGAAGAGUGUUCCUAUUUCGUCCCCGCCAUUAACACCAGCGGCAUCGUGAUAACCCGAUUCCGUGUACAUCUAAAUUGCCAAGGUCAUGCUCUACGUCGGGAUAUCGUCAAGUCGGACUCCUUUGAGCUGAGUAAUUCCUAUCAAUUUCUAACGGCAUUGGCCGUUCGAAAGCGAAGUCACCAUGUCGCACUCGCCAGAGCAUUCACAAUACAGCACCCUCGAGGUCUCCGAACGCGAUCCUGAGACAUCCCAAAAGGAGGUUCUGCAAUAUCCGGAUCACAGCUACCCACAGACCGUCCCAGUCGAACAGGCGACUGCUGGAGCUACCCAUUCAUAUUAUAGUCCCGAGUCGGCGAAAGAAGUUAUUAGCCCACCACACCACCUAUAUCCUGGAGUUGGCGUCUUGCCGGGAGGAUAUAAAGAUCCGAACUAUGUAAAUGGUGUGGGCUACCAAAAUGCGGCAGCGUACCAUAAUGGCGCAAACUACCCGCCUGGCGCGGUGUAUUCUGACAUGUCGGCGUACCCGAAUAGCAUAAUGCCACCUAGCACCAAUAGCCCGGAAGCCGCUAACGCCUAUUUGAACGAGCACGGCGGUCAAUACCCUCAACCGAACGAGAAAGCAGCGCCGGCGGCAACGGUGUGUGGUCUUACCCGGAAAGUUUUCUUUAUGAUAGUAGGAGUCGCAAUCGUUCUAGUUGCUCUUGCGGCUGGGUUAGGUGGUGGUUUAGGGAGCAGGCAUAAUAAGGACUCAUCAGAUGGGUCGGAUUCGGAAUCAGGGAAUGGACUUUCUGACCCGGUGUUAACGAACUCCACCACGGAAAAAUUGAUACUCGACAAUUCCAAAGUAACGGCCACGAAUUGGACAGACCCCAAUGGGGUCAUUCACAGGACUGUGUUCUUCCAGGAUGUAUACAACUCCAUUAUUGCACGUCGAUGGGAUUCUGAGGGUAAAUCAUGGAAGACGAAUAACUUAACCGCGUUGAUGGCCGCCACGACGACACCCCUCAAUCCGCAGCCGGGUACUCCCUUAGCAAGCGCAUCAAUGGACUUGGAUCCCACUUACGAAACGCAUGUUUGGUUCACGGACCCGAGCAACACCAUAAGAUCGAUGGCUUCUUUCGAUGCCCUUAACAGACCAGACAGCUGGGACAAUGACACUCUCGAUAAUGCAGUGCUGCAGACUUGGCCUGGCGGUCAAUUGGCCGGGAUGUGGCAACGCUGCUGGGAAGCUGACUGCAAUGGCACGGGCACUUACGUUGUGGCUUAUCAGCGGCCAGAGGGUGCUAUCAAGACGGCUAACUCCAGCACUUGGGCCACGGCAACCGUAGCAGUCAAUUCCAAGGACGUCGCAGCGAACUCUAGUUUGGCGAUUAUUCCCCAACUACGUGGGUCGUCGCUCUCCCGUUUGGAACUUGUCUACGAAUAUGUUUCGGAUGGGACCGGAAAUAUGAGGCUAACUGAUUUCAACGACGAAUGGGAUCCUGACAAUCUAACUGAAACCCAACUGCAAAGUAAUAUUCCAUCACCCGCCCCGAGUCAACAAUUCGCGGCCACGAAAUGGGAUAGCUGGAACCAAGCGUUAUAUAUAGGGCUGCUCCAAAGCGGAAAAAUACAAGGAAACCACUGGGAUGGCAAAAAGAUGAAUGCCGUUUCAAGUUUCAAAUUCAACUCGGGUCCUAGCACCAAUUUCUCCGCCAUCGCGAUGACACCGGACGCCAUGUUCUACGCCAUCUCCAACAACGAAAUAUUGGAGUACUCAGUAGACACGUCGGACCCAUCUAACUUCAAUUAUGUGGGCAAAGUAUUCCCAUGAUCCUCAUACUCGAAUACGAAUUUUUAUUUUUUUGAUUUUGUUGGAACCCUAAAAGGCCAGGUUAGAAAGUCAGGUGUUUCGGAGGGUGCACAGGAGUUAAGGGGUCUGCAUGCUUGCCGGACGGGACAUAUUAUCCUCUUCAAUUAUGACGACUCUAUUUUAUCGAGCCAGUGUGGCUUUUUGAAAUUGAUACCAAGCGUAAGCAGUGUUUGCUUAGCUUGGUUUACCUAUAACAUGUUAUACUUCACGAUUUGUACAUACUUUCUUUUCAGUAUACAUGUUUUAUAUAGGAGUUUAAGAAACUCACAACAGGCAAUUCUAGCCAAGAGAUUAACCGCCGGCUUCAAUCCAAUACGGAACAGAAAUACCUAGA